This is a messenger RNA of Anisakis simplex (herring worm), 3210 nucleotides long. Lineage: Eukaryota; Metazoa; Nematoda; Chromadorea; Rhabditida; Anisakidae. The record is from the annotation of a GenBank genome assembly.
AUGGUUGGUGCAGAUUUCAUAACGAGUCAAAUUACAAUAGGAGUGGCUGAGAACUAUGUUCAUUGUCGUCAACGUGCAAUCUUAUCGUAUCGUUACUGUAUACGACAUAUUCUGCUCGAUCCAGAUGCACCCUAUCGACAGUGUCAGCAUAAACGGAAACCGAAAAGUAAAAAGGAUACGAAUGUGUAUUGUACGAAUGCGAUACGUAGUGAUAAAGAUACACUAUACUGUAGUACCCAUAUGAUAAUGAACGGUAUGAUGGAACCGAAACGGAAAAAACACGCCAUACAUCAUCAGUUGGCCAGCAGCGCGAACAGUAGCAGCAACAGCUCAAAUGCUGCGACAUCGUCGAUUUUACGGCAAUCGCCCUAUGAUCAAAAUUCUAAUCCACAACGCCAAACCUCUCAACAACAGCAGAAUAAUUCUGGUGUUGGUGGCGCAUCGAUGAGUUGGAAUUCAGAUUCUGGACGUUUGAGUGAGGAAGCGGAUAGCUGGAUGGUUGAUAGUUGUGGUACAAGUGGCGCACUUAACAGUAGUAAUACGAGCCAAAAUGCUAGUGACGUUUGUAUGGUAACCUCGAUGGAUACGUAUAGUCAAGUUAAAGAUGCGCAAUGCAUGCAACACCAACAGCAACAGUCACAACAACAACAACAACAAUAUCAACACCAACAAAUGCAACAAGCGCAAUCCUAUGAUUGUAUGCAAAAUCAAGUGAUCUAUCCACAAACACCACAACCUCAGAUGCAAACUCAGGUUCAACUCCAGUCACAGCCUCAACAACAACAGCAGACUCCAUCUACGCCAUCUUCAUCGAGCGCCUAUACGGUUUCGUCGAUGCCUUUGCCACCGAUUCCGUCCAGUGCACCUCCAGUGUGUUCAGUAGCACCACCGCAACAGUCACCGUAUCUUCAACAGCAACAACAACACCAGCAACAAAUUGAAAUUAUGAACGCAGGAGCGCAGAUGCCAAUGGAAGCACAACCGCCGAAUUCGGCAGCUGCUGGGAUUCCGAUCGGUGCCGGGCCAGUUCCGAUUACUGCUGUUGGUGGGGCAUCAAAUCGAUUAGCGCCACCACCAGCACCUCAGCAAACAGCCGUCUGUGGUGUUGCUCCUCAGAUGGCGGUUAUCGGUGUACCAUCGCCUGCUGGACAGAGCGGAGCACCGUUGACGAUGGGAGCCGGAACGUCAUUGGGUAAUUUGAUUGGACGGUCGUCGGAUUAUGUGCGAAGUAGCUCGGUGCUGACCAAUUGUUCAACGUCUUCACAACCCCAUACAACAUUCACACAACAACCAACAACACCUCAUGUGAAGGCAUCCGGAUCUUAUUCAGCAGCAAUGUUAAACUCCGGAUCGUGUUCAUCGUCGGCGCCUUCUUCGUCCUCUCAACAACAGUGUGCCACUCAAUCAGUUCAGGCGCCGUCUCAAGUACCCACUGGUCCAUCGCAAAAUGCGAUUCUGCCUUGGUCAGCACCGUUGCUCUUGCAAAGACCACCAUCGGUUGGUGCGCUGAAACACUACUCAUUGGAUGAGUUGGACAUCGAUUUGGAUGAGCAGCUCACUGGUGAUGACUUGGAGUAUGGUGACGAUGAGCGCAUUCCACAGAUUCGUUCUCCGCAACCACCGAAGAAGAAGGUAAUUCGUCUGAAACAAAAACGCCAGCGUAUGAAGAUGAUCGGUACGUAUCGUAAGAUUGCUUCGGUUGAUCAGAUGUGUAAGGUACUCGAAGAUGCGGACUUCGACCGAACUGAUCUCUUUCCACUUGGACUGGAACCGUCCGAUGACGAGAGCAGUGAGUCUGAUUGUGAUAUUAUGCAGAAAUGGCCGACGCCAAUGGAAAGGCGUUCGGAGAAUGGCAUUUGCUCGGGUGGUGCUCUCGAAGUUUACCUCUUGAAGAAACAACUCAGAUGCACACACGUUCUAACGAAUGCUUGUGGUGAGACAGUGCAAUGUACAGAAAUUUGUUUACCGCUGAGCAAUCACUGUCCUCAACACGUCCUCUACAAUAUCAAUCAGAAACUCUUCUCGUAUUGUUCGGAAUCUUGUUGCGGCCAGCCGGUCUCUUGUGUUGAUUCGCCACUCACCUCAGGUUUAUGUCUUUAUCACUAUGAGCUUUCGCAAAAAGAAGGUGCAAACGGUAAUGUGAGAAAAGAUGCUGCUGAUUCAAUGGAUUGUAAUUGUCAAGGUGCUGUUGCUGCUGCUUCAUCUGCCAACCAUACUUCAAAUAUGCCUCAGUCGUCGACGUCAAGGCCGAAUUCUAGUGGUAUGCAUCAAAUGGGUUACAUUCCACAGCAACAACAACAACAACAACAACCGUCACAGUCUUCUGAUCCAUCGAUGCCUUCACCACUGGUAGCACCUCCACCGCCAUACACUCCACUUCAAAGAGCGGCUGAUCCGAAUGCGCUUAACAAUCAUUCGAUGAAUGGAGUGUCAUAUGGUCAGGCUGGUGCUGUUAACAGUAAUGAUUUGGUGGUGGGUACCCCGAAUCUGAUGAACAUCCAAAGGCCAGCAGCAACGCAUGAAACGGUCGCAACAAAUCAGAUAACGGAUUUCAAUGAAACUGAAGGUGUGGAAACGGAUGUUUCGCUGGCAUCAGUGGCAAAAGAACUUGGUUUUGAUGGUCGUGAACUGAGUGACAUGCUGGCCGGUUUGCCGGCUGACGAACCAGACGCAGACGAUAUACUUCAUGAGCAUUUCACUCAGGGACUGAAAGAAGACGAAGUUGUGCCCAACAACGAUAUUGAUGAUUUGGGCCAUAGUUGGGCGGACGUGGAGCAGUUUUUGUUGUCCGAAGGAUAUCCGGUCGACCUGACACCGCCACCAUUCAAUACGGGUAUUUGUUCGCCAAACGCUCUGAGCAUGCCACAAAAUCAUUUGUUCUCAAAUGCGCCCUCGAAUAUACUCGCGCCGUCCUCUAUUCAGUCAACAGUGACCACCUCAUCACCCUAUCUGAUGGCACCAUCUCCGAACGCCAUUUCGUCUGAUUCGUUGGUAACGCUUCAACCGCUGCAACCUCUUCAACCCAUUCAACAGAUGACUUCCACUCAACAACAACAAACACAACAACAACAACAACAACAGUAUCUUCCACAACAGUCCCAACAGCAGCCCCAACAAAUGCAAUUGCAAUCAAGACAGCAGCAAGCGCAGCAACAGCAACAACAAUCCAUUCCAACGGCUGAAAAUCUUUUGCCAUAUCGCAACUUGUAG